UAUAUAUAUAUGUAACACUGGUUAUUUUUUAACUAGGGGGGCAAAGACUUUUUCACACAGGGCAGUGUAGGUUUGGAUUUUGUUCUCUCCCUAAAUAAUAAAAACCAUCAUUUCAAAACUGCAUUUUGUGUUUACUUGUGUUAUCUUUGACUAAUUGUUAAAUGUGUUUGAUGAUCAGAAACAUUUUGUGUGACAAACAUGCAAAAGAAUAAGAAAUCAGGAAGGGGGCAAAUAGUUUUUCACACCACUGUUUAUAUGAGGGAUGCACAGAUAUGAGUUUUUUGGGCUGAUACCCAAGUCCGAUAUUAAUAUCAGAGUUAUGGGCGAUAACCAAUAUUUGCCAAGACCGAUUUAUGCUUCAGAAAUCAGCUAAUUUGUAUAGACUGACAUUAUGCAAGCUGAAUUUUUGAAUAUUUUGCUUUAUUUCUAUUAAGUGGAAUUUGCACCAUAUUGUAUACACACACAUUUACACUUCUGAGAUGAUUACUAUCAUUGUCACAGGACUGAACAAUGACACUUCAACCCCCCCACCACCACCACCCCCCAAUAAAAAACAUACCGGCACACAAAUGGAAACAAGAUGAAAGAAAUACUGGUUGUUUAUGUCGUCCCAGUUUUACUUAUCAGACCGAUGCUGCACUGCACCAGGUGUCUGUAUUUUCUGUUUCACAAGCUCCACGUGUGCUCAACGUCGGGUUUUUUAUUUUAUUUUUUUUCUAGCACACACACAUUCACACCCACCUUAAUCUCCCACCUGACAGUCCCCAUUCCACCCUCAAACGCUGCUCUCGUUGGCGGGUGAAGACGCCUGACAUUUAGUCCACCAGGAUCCUCUCUGCUGCUCCCAAUCAUGGGCUCCUCUCUCUACCUCCUGGCUUUGAGUAUUCUGCUUUCUUUCUGCACAGCUGAGUGGUGUUACCGGAAGCAGAACCGUGAUGACUCGUGUAAAGACCCAAGCCGCUGGGCAGUACAGUUCCCCAGAUGUGGAGGGUUACGCCAGUCCCCCAUUAACAUCAUCACACAGAAAGUGCAGGUCGAAAGAUCGCUGCCUCUCUUCGACUUCUUUGGACACACAGAGACCGUCAACAUCACUGUGAAAAAUAAAGGACAUUCUGCUCACUUCAUCCUGCCGCAGUCGGUGUCUCUGGCUGGAGGAGGUCUGUCGGGUCACUACAGAGCUGCACAGUUUCACUUCCACUGGGGGGGGAGUGGCAGACCAGGAUCAGAGCACACCAUCGAUGGAGAGAGGUUUCCUAUGGAGCUGCACAUUGUCCACAUCAAGGAGCCGUACGACUCUCUGGCAGAAGCAGAACAUGAUACAGCUGGCAUCGCUCUGCUCGCCUUCCUGUUUGAGGAAACGACAGAUGAUCAUCCUCAUUUGGACACAAUAAUAGCUGCUCUGGGCCGAGUGCCAAACAAUGGCAGCAGCACGGUGAUCCUCGACUUCAGGCUCAGGGACAUCAUCCCAGCAGCUAGAGACCUUCACAGUUACUACCGCUACGUGGGCUCCAUGACAACUCCAGGAUGUGAGCAGGCUGUUGCCUGGACCGUGUUUCACACGAUGCUGUCCAUCAGUAGUCAACAGCUCAGUGCAAUAGUUGAACAGUGUCGAUUUUGGACAGGACAGCCCAUGAGGGACCUCUACAGACCUACUCAGCCUCUGGAUGGCAGAGUUGUGUACAGCUCAAAGUCCGCCACAGCUCAGAAGAGGGCCAAUCACGUGUGGCUCGGUGCUCUCUCAGUGCUGCUCAUGGCCAUGCAAUGCAGUUAAUGCACUGCAUGAGGAGGAUUUCCGUGUGCAGUUGGCGUGUCAUUGUAAAAACGCGAGAAUUAGAGAAGAAAAAAACAAAUAGGUGAUUUUUAUAAAGUUACAUUGUGGAAAAAAUGACAUGCUGCCAUUGCUGCUCACUCAUCAGUAUGAGAGAGUUGUAUUAGUGAUUAGAGAAGCUUAACCUGGUGUCAGAAAGUCUUCAGGCACUUAUUUUACUUAACAAUUCUACUUAAACAAAACCAAAUAAUCAAAGAAACACAUUACCAGAAUCAACAUCUGCAGCAUUUAUACCCAUCUGGUGUCCCAGGUAUCCUUGGUGUCAUCUACACAAAUCCCCUUCAUUAUAUACAAACAGAUGCAGAUUAGAGGUUAUGUUGUUGCCUAAAAAUGCUAAUAAAAGGAUUACAUAAGAAUUUCACAGUUAAAUAAUCACAAAACACGUCUCAGUCAUGUUGGAAAGAAAGUGACAAAGUAACACACUUCCUCAGCCGGCCGGGGGGUUGCCAGUUAUUCUCCUUUUAAAAAGGCCAAAGAAGGAUGUAGUCUUUGUUUUCAAUCUGUCCCACCUCCACACUUCCUGGUUCCAGAGCCAAUUAUAUGUAAGCCUGCAACGUUUCCAAGGCCCAGUCCCAACACUAGCACUUCCACACUUGCGCCCUUCAAUUGCGUGAUCCCGGCUAGGGGUGCGAGUGUGUAGGGUGUCCCGAUUCAUAAGUGCGGAAGUUGUUCACGUCCUUUUUGCACCUUUGAUCCGCACUUCACCCAAGUCUGCAUCGAUGUGGACUUGGGUUCAAGUGUAUUACCCACAAUCCAUUGCUGCAGGAGAAAAGGCUCGAGUGCCUUUGCUGAAAGUAUCUAUUUUCAAAUGACAGUAGUUUAUUUUAGGAUGAUUAAUUGAUGCUAUAGAGCUCCGGACGUCACGUGACUCUCAGAGCGUAGAUGCCUGGACGUA
Molecule: messenger RNA, 2723 nt
Organism: Nothobranchius furzeri (turquoise killifish)
Lineage: Eukaryota; Metazoa; Chordata; Actinopteri; Cyprinodontiformes; Nothobranchiidae
Gene: ca4c
Product: carbonic anhydrase IV c
Biological process (GO): one-carbon metabolic process
Cellular component (GO): plasma membrane
Molecular function (GO): carbonate dehydratase activity; zinc ion binding
Source: RefSeq, a predicted model, not a curated record